Molecule: messenger RNA, 333 nt
Organism: Funneliformis geosporum
Lineage: Eukaryota; Fungi; Glomeromycota; Glomeromycetes; Glomerales; Glomeraceae
Source: the annotation of a GenBank genome assembly
AUGAGAAAAGAAUUAGCAAAACAAAAACCAAAACCGACUUCACCAAAUAAUAAUCCUCCUGAUUCACCGCCCCCCAAACCAAAGCCAGAACCCACUAAAAAACCGGAAAAACCAGAUAAAGACCAACCAAUUCCCGAUAAAAAUCCACAAAAAAAUCCUAACUACCCCCCCGAGCCCGAUAAAAAUAAUUUGCCGCCCCUUUCCUCGGAGGUUAAAAAAGAAAUCAUUAAUGCUGAAAAUACUCAAAAAGCCCAACAAAUUACGCGACAAAAAAUUAAAACUUUACUUCAAAACAGUUCGGUAAAAAUUAAUGAUUUAGAUAAAAAUUUAUGA